UGAUAUUUCCUAAUCCAGAACCACUACCUCCACUCGAGCGUCACAAACUUUUGUCCAGUCCAAUAGAGUCCAAUCUUCUGUGCUAGCUUGUUACCAUGUCACUGAUAAAUGCCAUCGUUGCCCGAGGAUCCACUAUCCUUGCUGAACACCAAGCCCCAGAGCAGCGAGACUUUUCGCAUGCUACGCAGACAAUUCUUUCCAAGAUCCCACUGAAUAACAGCAAGUUAACCUAUGUAUGGGAACAGUAUCUGUUCCAUUACGUCUCUGAGGGAGGCUUCACUUUUCUGGUCAUGGCAGAUGACUCUGCAGGAAGGAAGAUGCCAUUUGCUUUCCUAGCGGACUUGCAGCGGAAAUUCACCGAACUCCCAUCCUCCUCGUCCGCCGUACUAAGCUCCACCCCCGCAUACGGACUUCAAGGCACCUUCUCUCCCACUAUCGCAUCUCUCAUGCACACGUACAACACUGCUCCUCCAACGGACGAAGUUGCCCGCGCCCAAGCAGAGCUUAACCACGUCAAGGACAUCAUGGUCCAAAACGUCGAGCAGAUCCUGAGCCGUGGGGAGCGCAUCGAGCUACUCGUGGAUAAGACCGACAACAUGGCUACGCAGGCCACCGCAUUCCGGCGCGGCGCCAGGACAGUCAGGCGCCAGAUGUGGUGGAAGAAUAGCAAGAUACUGGCAUUGUGUGUCUUGGUUGCGCUGGUAUUUUUGUAUAUAAUUGUUGCUCAGUUCUGUGGGGCUGGCCUACGGUGCGGCGCGCAGUCUUGAGUGUCUCGAUGGUCUAAACUGUGCUUAUUUACUUGUAUUGCAUAAUAUCCGGGCACCAUAUGCAUAUGUACUCUCUGGACAUGUACUUAUCGGCACUCAUAUAUAUUGGCCUUUCCGAGA
This is a messenger RNA of Suillus paluster, 887 nucleotides long. RefSeq names its product VAMP synaptobrevin-like protein. Gene Ontology annotation, biological process: vesicle-mediated transport. Lineage: Eukaryota; Fungi; Basidiomycota; Agaricomycetes; Boletales; Suillaceae. The transcript has 5 exons. Bases 96 to 767 code for a protein of 223 amino acids. Gene Ontology annotation, cellular component: membrane. The record is from RefSeq and is a predicted model, not a curated record.